GAGGGAGGGAGGGAGACACACAGAGAGAGAGAGACAGAGAGAGGAAACUUUGCGUGACUGUGCACGAGGAGCUUUACAACCUCACCUUGGUAGUCGAGGCAACCACCGAGCACACCUUCUCUCAAAUUCCCAACAUCCGCUUGCGACGCACAGCGGCGAGGAAUCCCCCUCAGGAGAGCCAGGGGCUGCAUCCUCUCGAGCUGUUCAUGCCGGAUAAAGUUUACGAGCAGCGUGGCAGAGGAGAGGAUAAAGACUCGACUGCUCACCUUUUCGGAAAAACUUGUUGGGAAAGUCGCUCGUCGCCGCCAGCGGAGAUGGGCACCUUGCGCGACCUCCAGUACGCGCUACAGGAGAAGAUCGAGGAGCUGCGCCAGAGGGACGCGCUCAUCGACGAGCUGGAGCUGGAGCUCGACCAGAAGGAUGAGCUGAUCCAGAAGCUGCAGACCGAGCUGGACAAAUACCGCUCCGUUAUCAAACCUGCAACCCAGCAGGUCCACAAGCAUAACGAGCUCAAUGACCAGCAGCGGACGAAGAGGCAGGCGAUUUCGGCCGAACCGACUGCCUUCGACAUCCAGGAUCUUAGCCAUGUCACCCUACCCUUCUACCCCAAAAGCCCACAGUCCAAGGAUCUGAUCAAGGAGGCCAUCUUGGACAAUGACUUCAUGAAGAACCUGGAGCUGUCGCAGAUCCAGGAGAUCGUGGACUGCAUGUACCCUGUGGAGUAUGGAAAAGACAGCUGCAUCAUUAAGGAGGGCGAUGUGGGAUCCCUGGUCUAUGUCAUGGAAGAUGGAAAGGUGGAGGUGACGAAGGAGAGCAUGAAGCUCUGCACCAUGGGGCCAGGGAAGGUGUUUGGAGAGCUGGCUAUUCUCUACAACUGCACUCGGACCGCCACUGUCAAGACUCUAACAAAUGUGAAGCUGUGGGCCAUCGACCGACAAUGUUUUCAGACCAUUAUGAUGAGGACGGGUCUCAUCAAGCACACGGAGUAUAUGGAGUUUCUGAAAAGCGUCCCCACAUUCCACGAUUUGCAGGAAGACAUCCUGAGCAAGCUGGCUGAUGUCCUUGAGGAGACACAUUACGAAGAUGGAGAGUACAUCAUCAGGCAGGGGGCUCGAGGAGACACCUUCUUUAUCAUCAGUAAGGGAAAGGUUAAUGUGACGAGGGAAGAUGUGCCCAAUGGAGAGCCUGUCUACCUGCGCAGCCUCGGAAAAGGCGACUGGUUUGGGGAGAAAGCUCUGCAAGGGGAGGACAUCAGGACGGCCAACGUCAUUUCAGCAGAGGCAGUCACCUGUCUAGUCAUCGAUAGAGAUUCAUUCAAGCACCUGAUCGGAGGUUUGGAGGACGUGUCCAGUAAAGGUCUGGAGGAUGCUGACGCCAAAGCCAAGUAUGAAGCAGAAAACGCCUUUUUCUUCAACCUCAACUUGCCUGACUUCAACAUCAUCGACACCCUGGGGGUCGGUGGCUUCGGACGUGUUGAGCUGGUUCAGCUCAAGAGCGACGAGAACAAAACCUUCGCCAUGAAGAUCCUGAAGAAGCGGCACAUUGUCGAUACGAGACAGCAGGAGCACAUUCGCUCAGAGAAGCUCAUCAUGCAGGAGGCCCACUCUGACUUCAUUGUUCGACUCUAUAGAACCUUCAAGGACAGCAAGUACCUCUACAUGUUGAUGGAAGCUUGUUUAGGAGGAGAGCUAUGGACCAUUCUUCGAGACAGGGGUUCAUUUGAGGACUCCACCACCAGGUUUUACACGGCUUGUGUGUCGGAGGCCUUCGCUUACCUGCAUUCCAAAGGAAUCAUCUACAGAGACCUCAAACCAGAAAACCUUAUAUUGGACCACAGGGGAUAUGCCAAACUGGUGGACUUCGGUUUUGCCAAGAAAAUUGGGUUUGGGAAGAAGACGUGGACGUUCUGCGGGACGCCAGAAUAUGUAGCUCCAGAAAUUAUCCUGAACAAGGGCCACGACAUCUCAGCUGACUACUGGUCCCUAGGAAUCCUCAUGUUUGAGCUCUUAACUGGAAGCCCUCCAUUCUCUGGCCCUGAUCCCAUGAAAACAUACAACAUCAUCCUGAGAGGCAUUGACAUGAUCGAAUUUCCAAAGAAAAUUACCAAAAAUGCUGCCAACCUAAUCAAAAAGCUAUGCAGGGAUAAUCCUUCUGAAAGACUGGGAAACUUGAAAAACGGUGUCAAAGACAUCCAAAAGCACAAAUGGUUUGAGGGCUUUAACUGGGAGGGCUUGAAGAAGGGGACAUUGACCCCUCCUAUUAUCCCCAAUGUCACAUCAGCAGUCGACACAAGUAACUUUGACAACUUCCCGGAGGACAACGAGGACCCGCCUCCUGACGACAACUCGGGCUGGGAUGUUGAUUUUUGAAGUCGUCCUCUCCUCCUUAAAACCAAAAGGAACUUGUCUUUUAUUGGCUCCGAGGCCAUCCUGAGGACAUGGCUGUGUUGUAAAAAAAAAAAAAAAACUGCAUUCAAAUGAAAGAGAGGAUAUGAAAAAGAAGGAGGACAGAUGGAUGGCAAACCUUCUGGGUCACCGAUAUGCCUUUAUUUCACUGUGGCUCUGGAUCAAGCAUUUAUAAUGGGACUGCUGUAGCACUUCUCAAGUGUUGUCUUACGCUCGGCUCCGAAGGCAAACGGCGACGAAAGUGCAGGGAUACACACACGUACACACAAUACGACAGAGGCUGAUAAUGGAGCCAGAGUUUCCUAUGUAACGUGGAAAGGUGUUUAAUGGGUGAAUGAAUGUUUGGUAGUCUGUCUAAGUUCUACGAUGAAUACGAGAGUGAAAAGUGUAAUGAUGGACGGCUGAACAAGAGAGGAGGCUGAUGAUUGAAUUUUCUUUCUCUGUGUUCUAUCCUCUGCGGUAUUUGGCGAAAUAUGUGGUGGACUUUGGGAGGUUAUAACGUGUUACUGUAGUCGUUCCCUGGUUUUUGACACAUGGCCGCUCGCUACAGGUUCAAAUCCUCUUCAGAGAUCCACGGUUUGCAAGUAAACCCGGCAUCAAGUGCUCAAGACUAUUCUGAAUGUCGCUGAUUCUCUUCUAUUCAAAUCCACAUAGGACACAGUAUGUACGGUACAUAGUAUUUGAAUUUACAAGUUACACAAAUCAGAUACUUAGUAGCCCUUAUAUAGAAUACACCUACCCUGAGAAGCACAAACAUUGUGCACUGAGUGGAACCAGACGUUACUCUUCAAGUGCCCUGCUCCAAUUCUAAUGAAUCACACACCGACACACUUGAAAUGUCAAUUAGUAUUUCCAUGAAACAAUCUGUCAUUAUGCACUUAAGACCAUUAACUGAGAAAAUCACCAGUUAGAGCUUAGUUCAAGCGUCAGUAGAUGAAGUCACACUCACUUUUUUUCUUUAAUAUGCUUUUAAUCACAUAUAUAAAGCUUCUCUACCAACGUACUUCUUAAUUAUUUUAUUUUUUAUUUUUUUUAUCACCCGAAUGCCUCUUCCCAUCCAACCAAACGGGACGUGCUCUGUUUGCUCCUGUAUAGUUCUGAUAUAACUGUGAACAUGGUUUCAAUGUCUUUGGUGCUGUUAAUGAUUUAAUUAUAAUAGGCAAUUGGUGACGCAACAGUACUGGUUAUUGUUUUUUUGUAUAGUGAUUUUCCUUUGUGCUUGGUUUCUUUGUAAACGUACUUGACUUCCUUCUUUAGAAAAUCAGAGACUUGUGUCGAUUUGUAAACUUGAGUGAAGAAUUUGUUCGGUAUCACUUGACGCCAUGUUGCAUUGUGCUAAGUGGUGUUUUUCAAGGUUUUUUAAACAGGUUUAAACCAUCCUUGUCUUUGAAGGCAACAUUGACCACAUUCGCAUCAUCUUACCGCGACCUUAACUUAACUUAAAAACAUGUCGUAGAGAUUAUAAAGCGUCUCCUGGAGGCAGACGGCAAAACAAAAGGAGAUUAUAUUUUCUGAAACUCACAGCUUCGAUCACUAUCCCGAUCUCUCACUCAGCUCAUCACCUCUCACGCCCCAAUCAGAUGUAAUGUAAGUGCCUUAAAUCAAUGGCAUAUAAAAACGAUCAUCCCGAGACCUUUUCGAUGCUGCAUGAACACAUAUACACCUCAACAACCUUGUGUCCUCUUAGAUGGCUGCUUCUCAUCCUUUGUUAUACCUAAUAAAUACAUCAAUCACCUUGGAAAGAUUUUCUAGUCAUUUGAAGGCGAGAUAAAUUAUGUAUGAAAUAAAUGUCCUGCUUUUCCCAGACGAGUUCUCUCACAGGAACAUUUAUAAACAGUAAAAAACAAAUCGUCAUACCCAACAGAGCUGCAAUGACAUGCUUUUCUCUACAUAUCUAGUCAUGUGAUAUAUAUAUAAAGUCCAACCCCAGCAGGUCUGAUAUGAAGUGAAGCGUAAAUCCCAGCUCAGAGGGAGCAUCCGUCAUCUGAUUCAGUCCACAACCCUCCACCAGUACUGAGCAUUUAGAGAUGGCAGGAAUGAUUUGCGGUUUUGAAUGUUUCGGGAAUGUGACGUUGAUAUUCUUGUUUACCACUGUUGACAAUCUUUGACUGUACGAUAGCACUGAUCAUAAUGCAUCAUCAUCAUCAUCAUCAUCAUCAUCAAGAUUCUCCAUUAAUGGUUGGGUUCGAAGAAAGUGGAACAGCACAACUCAUGUUUCAUCCCAAUAAACUAAACUCACACACCUACUUGCAUUUAAGAUUGCAUAUAUCAAUGAAAACUAUUGAUGGCAAGCUACAGAUGAGAAGGAAUUUUAAUUCAGUAGGUACACCAUAAUUAUUUUACUGUAUUACGGGCAGGUUAUGUCAUUACAAAGCCUUAUGUGUGUCAUCACUUUACCAACCGCUGAUUCAGAGUCUUAUAUUGACCGCCUUCUUGCAAUGUUACCUGAUAUUUGCCUUGUGUUAUGUUGUUUAUCCUGCUGUAAAUUGAUUUUGCAGAGUGCCACGUGUAAGAUUUUUAAAAUUAUAGAGUAAAAACAAUACUUUUGA
Pleuronectes platessa (European plaice) is the source of this 4954-nucleotide messenger RNA. Its product is annotated as cGMP-dependent protein kinase 1. The transcript has 18 exons. Gene Ontology annotation, biological process: protein phosphorylation. NCBI's taxonomy places the organism in Eukaryota, Metazoa, Chordata, Actinopteri, Pleuronectiformes, Pleuronectidae. Bases 207 to 2369 code for a protein of 720 amino acids. The record is from RefSeq and is a predicted model, not a curated record. Gene Ontology annotation, molecular function: ATP binding; cGMP-dependent protein kinase activity.